Messenger RNA from Diabrotica virgifera virgifera (western corn rootworm), 2424 nucleotides. Its product is annotated as rho GTPase-activating protein conundrum-like. Gene Ontology annotation, molecular function: GTPase activator activity. Gene Ontology annotation, biological process: regulation of actin filament polymerization; signal transduction; regulation of small GTPase mediated signal transduction. NCBI's taxonomy places the organism in Eukaryota, Metazoa, Arthropoda, Insecta, Coleoptera, Chrysomelidae. The record is from RefSeq and is a predicted model, not a curated record. The transcript is spliced from 11 exons. Gene Ontology annotation, cellular component: cytoplasm. The coding region runs from base 347 to 2200 and encodes 617 amino acids.
UGUUGACGUUGUAUUUUGUGAUGUUUAUUUUGAGUAGGUAGGGGACCAAAAAUUGUAAAUUGUAUUAGUAAAUGUGGUAGCUUGUGUGUGUCGCGUAUAUACGAUAGGAGGUACUUAAUUCGAGGUUUUUCUGCUUUUAUUAAGUACAAAAGAGUGGUUAUUUUAUUCCAAAAUCGAGCAUAAAUAAACUAAAAAGUGCAAGUGUUAUUUAAAAAGUGUCAAAAAGUUUCCAGAAACUGUUUUUAAUACCAGAAUGAGUUCAUAACCACAAUCUUGGCCGUGAUUAUUUGAUUGUCGAACAUUUUAAUACAACAAUGGAUUUCCUGAAAGAAAUCUAGUGCUAGCAAUGGAAUCGGAAGAUGCUCUGAAAUAUUAUCUAGAGGAAGUCAAAGAUACUCAGCAUGAUAUAAACCACAUCGAAGAAGAAAUACACAUACCAAACGAAGCCGAACAGGCGACUGACUUCCUUCAGAAUGCGGGACUCGGAGACCUCUCAAAGCUCUACCAGCAGGGCAAAGAGAUAACCGAAAAUGUGAUCAAAAAUUCCGUUCAUCAAAGGAAUCUGAGCGAGAAACAGGCCCAGACUAUUCGAUCUCGAGUGAGGAUUCUAAAUCAAACAUUGAGGAGUCGACAACCACGAAGAAAACAAAGACAGGACAUUCGAGACAUUUCUUGGAAUGCUGAGACUUCAAGUACAGGAACUAGGUCACGAUCUGCUACUCCGGAUUCCUUGGAUUCUCUUGACAAUUUAAAUGACGAAAUUACUUAUGAUGACCAAAAUUUGACUUCGCUAUCUCCCUUCUCACUGGAUCUACAAGACACAGGAGGAAAAAAGAAAAUAAAAUCAACGAAUAGUGAACCAUGGCAAAACAAAAAGUUUUACAGAAACGACCGAGGAGAUGUAGCUCAUACUGGCUCUGAAAAUGUAGUUCUAAAAGGUUACCAAGCUUUAUCCGAAAAUGGAACAUCACCUCGACCUCCCAGAGAAAGAAGUGGUAGCGAUCCAACCACCGAGAUCCAUUUCCAACCCCUAAAACAACGCAAUUCUGCAGACUCUGUGAGACCGACGCAAAACGAUCAUCAUAAACCUCUGUUUCGAAGCCAUACUAGUGUAACAAAGAAUAACACAAAGGUUUACUUGAACAGUAAUGAAACCAAUGAAAUAGAAGCUGUCAGUUUUGAAGGAAUGUUGAAAAAUGAUAAUGAUACUAAUGCUGUGAUUAUUGAAAAAUGGGACAACGAAGGGAUCAGUAUUGAUCAGUUAAGUGAUAGUGAAUACCAAUAUUUAAAGCCACUGUUGUACAUGGAAUUAGUUGCCAUAUUUGAUACUUAUAAGAUUGUUACGACAUAUUUAAAACGCAAGGCUAGUAAAAACAAAGGUGGAAAUGUUUUUGGGGUGAACCUUUCAACAUUGGUAAUGCGUGAUAUGCCCCGACCAACCGAUCACUCAAUGGUACCAGAGAUUUUUCACGAUAUUAUAGACAAUUUGAAUACCAGAUGCAUCAAGGAAGACGGAAUUCUUCGUCUUGCCAGCCAAAAACAAAAGCUGGAGAUAUUGUGCAACGAUAUAGAAACCAAAUUUUAUAGCUCCAAUAGAAAAGAAGUGGAACAGUUGCUUAAACAAGCGCCUGUUCACGAAUUAACCGGAGUUCUUAAGAAAUUAUUGAGAGAUUUACCUGAACCUGUAUUUACAAUGGAACUUUUUGAAAUGUUUUAUAAGACUAGCAAUAUUGCUAACACCGAAAUGAAAUUAAAAGCUUUAAAUUUGCUGGUGCUGAUGUUGCCUAUUGAGCAUCGAAACACUUACCGUCUAUUAUUAAAGUUUUUCCAAAACAUUAUAAAUAACGAGAAGUACAAUCGAAUGAAUUUACACAAUGUUGCUAUGAUUAGUGCGCCUUCUUUGUUCCCUCCAAGACUGUUAUUACCUAAUAAAACAGCGCUGAAGCAACUUUCGAAGGAAGAAAUGACGAAGCAGAUCCAAGAUGCCGCAGUGUGCUGUAUACUGAUGGAGGUGAUGCUAACUGCUGGGGACCAGCUUUGGAUUGUUCCGGGUUACCUGGCUGACCAAGCGAGGGAGGCCCAGAAAAGAGCUCAAGAUAGAAGGGAUCUGAGCAAAGACAAAGACAAAAGAAUUGUACGUUACAUCAUCGAGACAAUUUUAUGCGGUUUUGGUGGUAUGGGAAGUAGAGCGGUCUGGUAAAAACAAACCGGUAAGAAGCAACACUCAUUAUGAAGCCAGUGUAAUGAAUAUACCAAGAAUGAAGAGGGACUUUUAUGUUUGAAUGUAGUAGAUUAAUUUUAACUCAUUCCAAUCAGUAUGUUGGUGCGUUAGUAAUUUACAUUAUAACGUUUUGUUGUGAUUUUAAUAUUUACACAAUAAUUUAUAUACAAAAUGUGCCAAAAAAAUAAACAUUGUGUUUUUUA